UGUGGGCCCCACAAGGCUGGGUGGCACUAACACUUCAAUCCCGCACCGGCGCCGCCCAGGCCACUUCCAUUCUCUUCUUCCCUUGACCAAUCAUGAGGUCCCUACAGCAAGAUGUUCUCCCGGUUCCCCCUCCGGCGCUGCAUAUGGCGUCAGAGUCCCAACCCACUCUGACUUGGAUGCUCGUAACCUGGGUGAUCAUCACGCUCAUCAUCGUGAUCACUGUGUGGGUCAUUCUGCGUUGUUGUGGGUCUGCUGCCGAUGGUGGCUGUGGCCGAAGCAAGAAGGAGGAGGUCGCUGCAGCUCAGACUUCUCCGGGGACAGCUCCUCAAGCUCCACACUCUAUCCCGGUCCCAGUACAGCUCCAGAUAAUACCUCUGCCUCCAGCCACGGCUACUUAUCAUGGCUACAGGAGCAGCUACUACGCCCCACCACCACUGCCCACCCUCCGCUGGGACUGAGACGGGAAAAUUAUCACUCUGCGAACCUGAAGGGACGAAAGAAGAUUAUUGGUGUUUUACACAUUAGGCAUGUCGCAUCUAUCUAUCCAUCAUAUAUAUAUAUAUAUAUAUAUAUAUAUAUAAGAACAUUAGGAAUACUUAUCCUAUAUAUAUAUAUAUAUAUA
Messenger RNA from Punica granatum (pomegranate), 622 nucleotides. The record is from RefSeq and is a predicted model, not a curated record. NCBI's taxonomy places the organism in Eukaryota, Viridiplantae, Streptophyta, Magnoliopsida, Myrtales, Lythraceae.